Etheostoma cragini (Arkansas darter) is the source of this 3244-nucleotide messenger RNA. RefSeq names its product E3 ubiquitin-protein ligase RNF38-like. The record is from RefSeq and is a predicted model, not a curated record. Bases 334 to 2253 code for a protein of 639 amino acids. NCBI's taxonomy places the organism in Eukaryota, Metazoa, Chordata, Actinopteri, Perciformes, Percidae. The transcript has 13 exons.
ACGUUAGCUACCUUCCUACGUUUUAUAAGUGGUGAAAUAAAUAAGCAGUUGACCCGAACAGAUAGCUCGGGGGACAGUGGAUGCUUGGGCGACAUAUGGACAGUUUCCCUGAACCCGUUGCUUUCAGGUAUAUCAUCUCAUAACAUUAGCUAACACAACAACUUUAUUAAAUGCCUCAGAAAACACUCGCAGUAGCCGGUAGUCAUCAGAGGUAACUAGGUGACUAGGGAGACGUGUGGAAGCGGUCUGAAGAGGAAGGCUCCUGCCCGUUUCUGGACGUCCAUCUCUCCAGCCUACCUUCAUCACGUCCUUCCAUCACCGCCCUCCCCAGCCAUGGAUCCCCCGAGGACUCGGUCACGGUCUCGGUCUGGUUUCUAUCAUUUCGGCAACGGUGGGAGUAAUGGCAGUGGUAACGCAGUGGGUAACGGGAGCAUGAUGAACGCCAGCGGAGGUGGAGUGAGCUACCCGCAGCAGAGCAACCCUGGCUGGGCGCCACACCACGGUGGCCGUAGCUACCCGGAGAGCCAGCAGCAGCACACCCAGGGGAGCUACCUGUCCGCAGGGGCACAGCGCCACUCCUCACACGGAGCCCACAGACACCUCGGGGCCGGAGGAGUGCUACAUUUCCAUCCAGAUAAUGUGUGCAAUGAUGAUCGAGACAAAAUGGAAGACAGCCCAAGCCCUAAAAGGCAGCGUCUUUCCCAACAGACCAUGUUGGAUCUUAACUCCGCCCCUCCCUCUACUCCUUCCUCUCCCAUCCGUCCCUGGGAGCUGCCUCCCAGUCGCAGACCACACCCCCACUACAUGCCAGAGAGAUGCCACACGCCUGUUCGCAACAGACGCAGCCCUCCAAUGAGACGCCAACGUGGCCGAAGAGACCGUCUGACCCGCCACCACAACCACCAUGCCCACAACAACCACCACCACUACAACAGCAACAAUAACAACCACCAUCACCACCCCAACGCGCACCAUCAUCAUCACCACCACCACCUGCACUCCCACCACGGCCUUUCUCCAGGCCACCAGGAUGAGAACUAUCGUCACCAGGCUCCCACUCAGGGCUACCCACCCUAUAACCAGCAACCGUCCCGAGGGUUGGGGCCCGGGCUUGAAGAGCGCCCAGGCCACCAUCCCCAAAAUCCCUCCCCCAGGCCUCUCCACCAGUCACCAAACCUGUCUCCCAGGCUGCUGCACCCUGCGGCCCAUCCACAGCACCAACACCAACACCCUCACCCACACCCCCACCCAUCACAGCAGAGCAGUGUGGUGCUGGACCUCCAUGAGCAGGGUUCAGCUCCAGUAUCGUAUGCUGUGUCUCCUCCGGGAGUGCCACCAGGCCUGCCGCCGCGCUCCACUCCUCAGCAGAUUCCGGCGUGCUCCGUAGUCUUUAGUGGACAGCACUACCCUGUCUGCAGUGUACCUCCUCCUGUCCUUCAGACUUGUUCUGUGCAACACUUACCCAUGCCCUACCCAUUCCCAUCCCUGCUGUCCAGUGACCAGGCUUUCCUGCUUCCCCCUCCUCACCUCCCCCAUCCCCCAGCACACCUUUCCCACCACCCACCUCACCUGCCUCAGCCUGGACAGUUCGGACCCUAUCCGACGCAGCAGGCCCGCUCGCCGUUACAGAGGAUAGAGAAUGACGUGGAGCUGCUUGGAGAACACCUGUCUUUGGGUGCUGGUCUUCACUACCCCCCCGCCACCCACCCUGCCCUCACACCACAUUCCACACAACUUCACUUCCUCUCCCAUGACCCCCUGCCACAGGAGUUUUUCGGAGUGUCCUAUCCAAACUUUAUUCCGCGGCGUCUCCCGGGGCGACGGUACCGCUCGCAACAGCCACUGCCACCUUCGCCUUACCACCCCAGCCUCCUGCCUUACUUCCUUUCAAUGCUGCCAGUCCAGCCCACAGGUCCUGCAAUCAGUCUAGAGCUGGAUGUAGAUGAUGGAGAAGUGGAAAAUUAUGAGGCCCUCCUGAACCUCGCUGAACGUCUGGGGGAGGCCAAACUUCGUGGACUGACGAAGGGAGACAUCGAACAGCUUCCUUCCUACCGGUUCAAUCCAAAUAACCACCAGUCUGAACAAACACUGUGUGUGGUGUGUAUGAGUGAUUUUGAGUCCCGCCAACUGCUGCGAGUCCUGCCCUGCAGCCAUGAGUUCCACGGGAAGUGUGUUGACAAGUGGCUGAGGGCCAACAGGACAUGUCCCAUUUGUCGGGCCGACGCCUCAGAGGUCCAGAGAGACUCAGAGUGACCACAUGGGGGAGCCAGAUGCUCCUAAUGGUCUACAUUACCUGCUUCUGAUAUAUUGAUACACAUGUAUGUGCAUACACACACACACAAAAACACACACACACCACUUCCUAGGGUUUUUGUGCAGCACUUUCUGCUCGUUAUUAUCCUUUAAAUCUUUGAUCUGAUUUUCAUCACAGGUAUGUUACUGUCUGUUCACAUGAAUGCAGGCCCUCACAUGUUUUGUGAAUUACACCCUUCCUGACCACUAUUCUGCUGUGCUGUGGUGUGCGUGAGUGUGUAAACGUACAUGCACCACAUCUGUGCAAGCGGCGUUUGGUCAGCACUGCUAUACCGAGCUGUGGUACACGACUGUCUGUUUUCAGUGUAUGUGGGUGUGUAAGAGAUUUUAAAGGUCCUGGGGCAUGCCUGAGUUUCUGUUGUGUAGCAGACAAGAGUAAUGACAGAGAGUUUUUGCUCUCAUAAAAGACUGACUUUACUUCCUGUUUGUACGUUUAUGCACUGUCUGUCUGUAUGCAUACUCCGUGUGUGUAUGUAUGUUAUAGACUUAAAUCCUUUUCUCUAGUUUGACACUAAGGGUCCAUGCUGCCACUAUAUUUCUUGGUUGCCUAUUUGAUCCAUUUGUUUCUGUAGAUUAUUAUUAUUAUUAUUAUUAUUAUUAUUAUUAUUAUUAUUAUUAUUGUUAUUAUUAUUAUUGUUAUUGUUAUUGUUGUUGUUGUUACUCAACCAUUAAAAGUGAUUGUUUUCCUGCCUGGCAGUUACCUCAUCAUUCCGGUUUUGAUCAUCUUUCAUUACAAGCGCUUCACAGCACUACUUUGAAAUUAAGCACAUUUAUAUAUUUUUGUUUUCUUUCUUUUCUUAGUAAAAUAACUUUUGUUUGUGACUUUGCAGUGGCACAUGUGUUACAUAUAUACAUAUAUCUAUAUAUAUACUGUAUAAAUCUAUGAAUAUCUGUAUACCAAAUAAAAGGCUUGAUAUUAACUUUUUACUAU